Messenger RNA from Aegilops tauschii subsp. strangulata, 1569 nucleotides. RefSeq names its product GPN-loop GTPase QQT1. Gene Ontology annotation, cellular component: cytoplasm. Gene Ontology annotation, molecular function: GTPase activity. The record is from RefSeq and is a predicted model, not a curated record. NCBI's taxonomy places the organism in Eukaryota, Viridiplantae, Streptophyta, Magnoliopsida, Poales, Poaceae.
CAUCUCAGCCGGCUAGCCCAACAAACAACGGACGCAGGGGACACUGGGACAGCCGGCUUACCACCGAGCCCCUGCUCGCCCCCGACCUCGGCCGCUCGACUCCCGAUCUUGCGCCGCCUGCCUCGCCGUCGCUAGACGCCUAGGAGCCGCCGCGCCACCGCGCCCCCCUGGCGCCCCUGCUAGUCGGCGCCUGCCGCUCAGUCCGCUCUCCGCCGACUCCGGCAGCAAGCCAGCAGUCCUGCCCGGCGUUCAGCCUUUAGCCCGGUUUGAGGACUUGAGUUGAGGUGGACCACCCUGUUUUAAAAUCUUAGAUCCUCCACUGGGUACGAGAAGAGGAGAUGGUGUUUGGACAGGUUGUGAUCGGGCCACCAGGCUCCGGCAAGACCACCUACUGCAACGGCAUGUCCCAGUUCCUCUCCCUCGUAGGAAGGAAAGUUGCGGUCAUCAAUCUCGACCCCGCGAAUGAUGCAUUGCCAUAUGAAUGUGCCAUCAACAUUGAGGACCUCAUAAAGCUUAGUGAUGUCAUGUCUGAGCAUUCGCUUGGUCCUAAUGGAGGGCUUGUGUAUUGCAUGGAUUACUUGGAGAUGAAUAUUGACUGGCUUGAAGAGAAACUGAAACCUCUUAUUGAAGAUCACUAUUUUUUAUUUGAUUUCCCGGGGCAAGUGGAACUUUUCUCCCUUCACACAAAUGCAAGGAAUAUCAUCAAUAAACUCAUCAAAAAGCUAGACUUGCGGCUGACUGCUGUGCACCUUGUUGAUGCUCAUUUAUGUUGUGAUCCUGGGAAGUAUGUGAGUGCUUUGCUUCUUUCACUAUCAACAAUGUUACACUUGGAGCUACCACACAUCAAUGUUUUAUCAAAGAUUGACCUUAUUGAGAACUAUGGAAAUUUAGCAUUCAACCUUGACUUCUACACUGAUGUCCAAGACCUGUCCUAUUUGCAAUACCAUCUUGAUCAAGAUCCUCGUUCUGCCAAGUACAGGAAACUUACGAAAGAGCUAUGUGAUGUGAUUGAUGAUUUUAGCUUAGUCAAUUUUUCGACUUUGGACAUCCAGGACAAGGAAAGUGUUGGUAAUCUUGUGAAGUUGAUUGACAAGAGCAAUGGCUAUAUAUUCUCUUCCAUAGACAGCAGUGCCGUUGAGUUCAGCAAAAUCGCGGCUGCGCCUCUUGACUGGGACUACUACAGAACAGCGGCGGUGCAGGAGAAGUACAUGAAAGAUGAUGAGAUCGUUCAGAAAACAAGCGGGAUGCAAUGAGAUCGGCGUUCACUGGCGUGAGCUGCUGGUUAAACGUGUCACUGGUGUAGACUAUGGCAGUAUGCUGUGAAACUAUAUGGCAAGUAUACUUGUUUCUCUUGACUUGGGUGAUUUCAAGUGUGUAGGACUAGUAGAAACUUCCCAGUUCAGCAGCACCUGUACCUUGGUCUCGUCGUCGGUCUGAAACUUCCCAGUUCAGCAGCACCUGUACCUUGGUCUCGUCGUCGGGGUCUGUAUUUCUGUGCUUCGCUAGAGUGGACGGUCUGCAAUUUUGUAAUGGGCCCCCAACCGUUUAGCCGUUGACCUUUCGUUUCCA